CUUCCCCCAACACCACACGCACUCAUCGACGCCCCAGUUUUGCAUUAUACCCCUUCUUCUUCUUCCUCUUCUUCACUUGAUCUAAAUAAUACACAGCCAACAUGCUUGAGGCACGCUUAGAACAGGCCAACCUUCUCAAGAAGGUCGUCGACGCCAUCAAGGACCUCGUCCAGGACUGCAACUUCGACUGCAAUGACUCCGGCAUCGCGCUGCAGGCUAUGGACAACUCGCACGUCGCCCUCGUCUCCAUGCUUCUGAGGUCUGAGGCCUUCAACCCCUUCCGCUGCGACCGCAACAUUGCGCUCGGCAUCAACCUGGGCUCGCUCACAAAGGUGCUCCGCGCUGCCCAGAGCGAUGACAUCCUCACACUCAAGGCCGAGGACGCGCCCGAUGUCGUCAACCUGGUGUUCGAGAACAGCGCGUCCGACAGGAUCAGCGAGUACGACAUCAAGCUCAUGGACAUUGACCAGGAGCACUUGGGCAUCCCGGAGACCGAGUACGCGGCGACCAUCACGAUGCCUGCUGCUGAGUUCCAGCGCAUUUGCAGGGAUCUGACUGCGCUGUCAGAGUCGGUCUCGAUCGAGUGCACAAAGGAGGGCGUCAAGUUCAGCUGCCAGGGCGACAUUGGCUCGGGCUCCGUCCAGCUGAGGCAACACACCAACGUCGACAAGCCCGGCGAGAACGUCGAGAUCGACCUCAGCGAACCCGUCUCCCUUACCUUCUCCCUCAAGUACCUGGUCAACUUCUGCAAGGCCAGCGGGUUGUCCGAUACCGUCAAGCUGAGCUUGUCCAGCGAGGUUCCUCUGCUUGUCGAGUACGGCCUGUCAAACAACAGCUACCUGAGGUUCUACCUCGCGCCCAAGAUUGGCGACGAGGAGUAAGCGAUUUGUUGUAACGAGCAAUGUGUUUUCAGGAUUUAUGUGGGAAUACAGGCGGCGUACUGUCUACGGUUUGCAUACGGAGCGUUAUCCAGUUCAUGUACAGCGCGUGAGAUUUGGCGCUUUGGCGACUCACGGACGUUUGCAAGGGCUUUCGAGGCUCUGCCCCGCCCAUCGCCCCACGUCAUUGCGCGUGGAAUUUCAAACAAAGAAUAACAAUACAUCC
Molecule: messenger RNA, 1104 nt
Organism: Macroventuria anomochaeta
Lineage: Eukaryota; Fungi; Ascomycota; Dothideomycetes; Pleosporales; Didymellaceae
Product: proliferating cell nuclear antigen
Exons: 5
Coding region: 102-881 (259 amino acids)
Biological process (GO): translesion synthesis; leading strand elongation; regulation of DNA replication
Cellular component (GO): PCNA complex
Molecular function (GO): DNA binding; DNA polymerase processivity factor activity
Source: RefSeq, a predicted model, not a curated record